Molecule: messenger RNA, 5445 nt
Organism: Closterium sp. Naga37s-1
Lineage: Eukaryota; Viridiplantae; Streptophyta; Zygnematophyceae; Desmidiales; Closteriaceae
Source: the annotation of a GenBank genome assembly
AUGUUCACCCCGCGGGAGAGCCUCGCGACAACGCCGCGAGACGCGCGCGACGGCGGACAAACUCCGCGAGGGCGGGAUGAUGGCGGGACGGAGGAGGAUACAGAUGAUGAGAAGGAGGAGACGGAUACAGAUGAUGAUGAUGAUGAUGAUGAUGAUGAUGAUGAUGAUGAUGAUGAUGAUGAUGAUGAUGAUGAUGAUGAUGAUGAUGAUGAUGAUGAUGAUGAUGAUGAUGAUGAUGAUGAUGAUGAUGAUGAUGAUGAUGAUGAUGAUGAUGAUGAUGAUGAUGAUGAUGGGGAGGAUGGCGACUCGGAAGAUGGUGCAGAAGACGCGAUUCGAGACGACAGCGAUGGGGAUGAGGAUGGGUACAACGAGGAGGUGGAGCAGCGGGAGAAGCUCGACCAGGAGGUUAUUCAGGCCAUGUACGAGCGGGUGAAGCACAUGGGGGAGCUGACGGACAACUUCAAGAAUCUAUUCUUCUUCCUCUGCUACACCUGCCUCUAUCUCACCGUGCUCUACCUGCAAGCCGACGCCUCCAUCUGCUACCAAGUCACCACCGCCCACAACGUGCUGCUGCCGCCCGACUACACGGCAGCAGCAUCCAUGACCAUGAACAGUCCAGACGACUUCUACUCGUGGAUCAACGACAGCAUCAUACAGGUGGUGUGGAAGGACCCUCCCUGCGGCAACGGCAUCUGCGAGCGCCCCUUGGAGUUUGAAGCCUUCGGUCGUUUUGGCUGCUCGGCGGACUGUGGGGACCUGGCAGCCGUGACCAGCGUGACAGUGCACCUCACCACCGACUUCCAUUCUGCCAUUGAUGCUGCUGCCUCCUCCUGGAACCUCUGCCGCGAUGCUCCCUCGCCUCUAUGCUGGUACGCAGAGGACCAGCAGUUCACAGAGCUAGCAUCGGACACGCAAGUCACACUCGCACUGCCAGACGGCUCAUGGUCUCUCGCCUGCUCGCGCUUUGCGAGCUGUCUGGCCAACUACUGUGGGGCGGGAGGGUACUCCCCUGCAGCCCUCUCCUCGCUCUUUGUCACCUGCGCCUCUGCCUGCAACGACAACUCCUCCCUGCCCUUCCUGCCCUUUAGUGACUUCUCUUGCGCCGAGAUCAUCAACGCCACGGCAGACAGCCUUGCAGGCUUCCAGUGCUCCUAUCCGUCCAACUCAACGCUCACCACAGGGAGGAAGGCUCGGAACCUCUGGGAGCAGGCAGCACAGGCUGUCAGCCGAACCUCUUCGUGGCACCAGGCUCGGCAGCAGGCUCGGCUCCAGGGCCGGAAACGUCUGGCAGAGGACACUGCUACUGCUGCUGUCGCCUCUUCGCUUGCUGCUUUGCCUGGCAACGCCACAAGCAUCUGGACCCACCUCGGCUCCACCAACGCUCAGCGAAUCACGAGCCUCCACGUGGCAGUCGCCCGAGCCCUGUACACAGCUGUCAAGGACGACUGCCUAGUCGGCUCCCCCCUCUUCUCCCCCCGGGCCAACCCCUCCCCUCCCUCCUCUCCCUCCUCUCCCACCUCUCCCUCCUCUCCCUCCUCUUCUUCCUCUCCCCCGUCUCCUUCCUCUCGCUCCUCUCGUGUCUCCUCUCGUCGCUCCACCCGCCCCUCCUCCCCCGCUAUCCUCCCGCCUGUCAUCCUCUCCCCGUCCUCUCGGUCCCGACUUGCUGCUUUCCUCUGCGUGCUGUUUGCCGGGGAGGAAGCUGCUCAGAAAGUGCCCGAGUGCAAGUACACGUCAUUAUGGGACGGGCGGCAGCUGGUGUCUGCUACUGAGCUGGCGGCCGACGUGCCGUGGACUGUUGCGCUCAAUCAGACGUACCACUUGUCUCGGGACCAGGCGGCGCGUUUCGUCCUUCUCCUCACCGCAGCGCUCAAGUCCGUCGUCCUGUUGCCGGACGAUGACGUGGCAGAUGCCGCCCGGCUGCUGCAUGCACUCGACCCUGUGGUCGUGGACCCCUCCCUGCCUUCCUGUGGCACCACUGGCACAGGCCCCACGGUGAUGUGGGGGGCGAGCAGGCAGCCCAGCACGGUGGUGCCGGUGGGGGAGCGAGUCACGUGGGUGUGGGCGGACGGCCAGCCACAUGCCAUCAACGUGGCGGGAUUCGGAGACGCAGCAGCCACGCCUUUCUAUGGCAUGGGCAGUGGGCGGUUGGUGGUGAGUGCUGACGUGGCAUGCAGCGCGGAGAACGUGGGGACCACAGCGACGCUCAUCAACGGCUCACACGCGUCCACCGCUGAUCCUGCGCCAUGUGUCCUCAGUCCCACCAGCACGGCUGCCUCGUCCCCCCCCACCCCGUUCUCCUACACCACGGUCUUCCCUGUUCCCGGGACCUUCGUCUAUGAGUGUUCACGUGUGGGAGAGCCCACGCGAGGCUUUGUCACUGUCCUCCCUCUCUUCUCCUCCUCCUCUUCUUCCUCAUCCCCCUCCUCCUCUCGUUCCCGUGCUACCAUUGGUCAAUCCGGCAAGCCAAUAGAAUGCGCGCCAGGCUGCCUGCUCUCCUCACUAGCAGACGGAAGAUGCAACCCACCUUGCAACGUCGACGCGUGUGCUUUUGACGGCGGAGACUGCUCAUGCGCGCUGCCGGCCACGUCCGUUCCCGAGCCUGCAUCCGUAGCUUCAGGCUCGGUCCCAGGCUCGGGGCUAGGUCCGGUGGGAUUCGUGGCCCGGCCGCAGUACUGCCCCUGUCCUCCGGGACAGGUUCGGUCGGACGAAGGAGCAUGCUGCAUGACGUCAGCCAUAGGGGAUGGCCUCUCCUUUCCCUUCACCCUCGCCAUGUUCUCCAAUGCCACGUCAGCUGCCACGUCGACUGGAAAUGCCACGUCAGCAGCUGCGCCUGGUGCCGCGGCUGCGGGAAAUGCGUCGUCAGCGAAUGGCACGGAGGAGGUGGCACUGUCUCGCUUCGUAGCGGAACAGAACAGGGUGCUGAUAGGACUCAAAAUCGAGCAGACCCGGUGGGACGCCGUAACCUGCCAGCCAUACAGGUUCUCCUCCCUCUUCCAGCACUGCUUGAACGGCAUAUCCACCGCCCCCUUUGGCGUCAACCCGCACUUCCUGCCCUCCUCCUCGCUCUACCUCCCUGACGCCUACGUGGCGCUCAACGACUCGCUGGCCAGCGCUGACGUGGACACCAUGCAGCCAAUCGCGACGCGGCCUGACGGCGUGCCUUAUGGCUUCCAAGUCGCCAAGGCGAACGAGAAGGUAUCCCUGGUGAUAUUCGACAUCAAUCUGGACAACGAGGCGGCCACUCCCAAUGGCGAAGGCGACUCCAGUUUGUUUGUGUACACCACCGUGCGACUCAACUUUGAGAUUGGCGGCAAGAUAGCGGUGACAUACAAUGUCGAUCCGGUCGACGUGGAGCUCUACUCGUCCAGCGCCGACUGGGUGCGGCUGACGGUGACGGUGCUGUAUGUGUGCGCCGUGGUGUGGAACCUCAUAGAGGAGCUCGUGGAGGCGUUUCAGUGCUGGCUGGAAACGGGCAGGAUCACAUCGUACUUCAAGACGCUGUGGAACUGGCUGGACGUGCUCUCCCUCACCAUCCAAUUCAUCGGCAUCAUCAUGUGGUUCAUCAUAUCGGUACAACUGGCGGGUGGCUUCCAGGUGCAGCCACGAUACGACAUCUAUGUCACAGGGGACUCGCCCUUUGUCUGGCGGCUGCAGUACCCCCCGGUGGGCUACGAGCAGGCGCAGGCCGUGUAUGACUCGGUGCGCAACCUUGUGCAGUGGCGCUCCAUCCUCGUGUCGCUGCAGGGCAUCAACGUCUUCCUCUUUCUCCUGCGUCUGCUCAAGCUCAUGGACUUCCAGCCGCGCAUUGCCAUCCUCUCACCUCCUAAUCGUCUUCCUCUUCCUGCUGCGUCUGCUCAAGCUGAUGGACUUCCAGCCGCGCAUCGCCAUUCUCACGCGCACAAUGGCAGCAGCCUUCCCCGCCCUCGUGCAUUUCUUCCUGCUCUGGGCCAUCAUGUUCAUCGGCUUUUCCCUUUAUGCCUAUGUGGUGUUUGGGCGCACGUUGGAGCAGGUAAGGUGCUGUGUUGGGCAGAGAGUGGUGCUGGCCGGUACCAUUCGGUUGGCAGGUGCAUGUGCAGGGCAGCAGGUGGGUGGGUAACCUUCCCCGCCCUCGUGCACUUCUUCCUGCUCUGGGCCAUCAUGUUCAUCGGCUUCUCACUCUACGCCUACGUGGUCUUCGGCCGAACGCUAGAGCAGGUACGGUGCUGUGCUGGGCGUAGAAAGGUGCUAGCCGGUACAGUCGUGUUGGCAGGUGCCAUGCAGCAGGUGAGUGGGGUGCCUUCCUCGUCCUGCACGGUGGCCAUGUCCAUGGUGUCCUGCUUCCUCAUUCUCAUAAACGACAACAGCACCGGAUAUUACUUCAUUCAGCUCGAGGGUUCAGCACGGUGGCCAUGUCCAUGGUGUCCUGCUUGCUCAUUCUCAUCAACGACAGCAGCACGGGAUACUACUUCAUCCCUCCCCCUCUUAUGUCUAAUAACCACACCUUUCUUCUCCCCCAUUCACCCUCCUACAACUCAACAGUUCAGCACGGUGGCAAUGUCAAUGGUAUCCUGCUUCCUCAUCCUAAUCAACGACAACAGCACCGGCUACUACUUCAUUCAGCUGGAGGGGUGGAACCUCACAGCAGCAAUCAUCUUCUGGGUCGCCUACAUCAGCGUGAUGGUGUUUGUCAUGCUCCACAAAUCCACGGAGGAGUCACCAGCCUUCCCGGUGGACAUGUGGUAUGUGCUGCGCAACGUGGUGCGGCGGCUCUCAACGGACUAUUGGAAGCCGGGACGGCUGCAGCGCCACCUGCUCAUGCUGGGCGCAGAGGACGUUGAUGUUACGCUGGAGGAUUCGGUGGUGGCCAAGUCAGUGGCGGCGCUCAAAGAGGGCUGGAAUCGAGUCAGCCGCUGCUGCAGAGGCCUGGGGCGAAGCAAGCCACGGCCGCGCAGGGUGUUGCGGGUGGGCAAGCGGUGCUUGAAUGCCGACGCGCUGCUGGGGGUGCUGGAGCGCUGCGCUGCCAACCGACCCCCUGGCAGUGACUCCGUGCGCGGAGAAGGCUUCAGCUUCAAGCGACAGACCGAUCCCGACCCUACCAUCGAGGUUCGGCCCAUAGCUAACGUGAUCCUGGCUCAGUUUGGGGAGGUGCUAGAGGGGAUGUCAGCCCCGGUGGCACCUCUCAGGGAGCAGGAGCAGCAGCAGCAGCAGGAGGAGGAGGAGCACAGAAAGCUCAAAGACACACUCACUAGGGUUGCUAGAGACGCUGCAAUGACAGCGGAGGGACUAGAAGUGCUGAAGGGAGAGGUGCAGCUGCAGAGGAGGGCAGUGAGGAGGCUGCAGAAGCAGGUGGUUCAGCAGGAUAUGAGAGCGAUUGAGCAGGCGAGCGCGCUGCACCAGCAGCUGCUGCUGCAACAGGAACUCAUUCUGCGCUUGUUGAAUUCGCAGAGCGACUCCGACGCUGCUUGA